CCCACAAUUAUCUAAGUCUGAAUGAAACCAAUUUAAUGGAGUGCAAAUAGUGCCGGAGAGUCGCCAGUCCAUGAGUAUGUCAAAAAGCGGGCGUGUUGAUGGCAAACAAAGCUACGGAACGACAGAAAUAAACACUCUACAAACAGUCAGCCAGCCAGUCAGGCCAGGCCCAAUGACUUACAUUUGUAAAGAGCCCGAACUGAAGGAGAAAGUGAAAUUUUUGCAUUUCUCAGUGAGCAGCGUCGGCGAGCGGCUCUCCACAACAAGUCUGGGCCAUUGCCAUGGGCCAUUGACAGCGACUCAGACGACCGGCUUUAGACCAAGCUGAGGUUCAGUUCAAACUGCGGUUCAGUCUUCAUUCAGUCAGAAACGAAACAACAACGCAGGCGGCUUUAACCGCACGGAAAACGCAUCGAAAUCGAAAGUGCUUGUGGCCCGCGCGCGCGACUUGAAUCGCCAAGUGCUCCGGAGGGGGAGGCAUCAUAUAAACAGUGCGUGUCAUCAGCCAGGCCAUCAUAUGUCACCGGCUAGCAAACAGACAGCCAUCCGGCUUCGGCUUCGGCUUGGAGCUGCUGUUUACCUGGUAUUUUUAUGCCUGCUGGCCCAUGGGCCAUCGUUUGCCUUAUGUAAUGGGAGCGAUGGUGAAAAUAUGCAAAAAUACGCGAAUGAAUCACUCACAGAGGUGGAGGCGGACGCAGACGCUCCCAUUUGGUCGCAGUUUCUCGAAGAUUAUGUUUUGAGCCAAAGCAGCAGCCAGCGUGCGUCAAAGGAUCUGCCGUAUAUGGGUGGCGGGGAUAUGGGCAUGAGCAUGUCCAUGAAUGGACCCCUCAACUAUCAUUCGUCGGCUUACAAGCGACCCGGAAACAACAUUUACAUCACACGCCGCAUAGGCGAGGCUGUGGAGCUGGAGCCGCAUUUGCGCAAGCCCGUGGAGAGUCAGAGUCCCAUUGUGAAUCCUCAGUUCCGGCCGAUGACCAAUCAAAUGUUGCACCAACAGCAGCAGCAGCACAUGCAACAGCAGCAGCAACAACAACAGCAGCGGCAGCAGCCAGGCUUCCUGCAGCAGCUCUUUGGCAUUGGUGGCAGCUCCGGGGGAGGCAACUCCAAUCCCAAUCCUCCGCCACAGCAGCAGCAUCUGCGGCCAGUGCCCCUGCAGCAGCAGCAACAGCAGCAGCAACAGCAUCUGCAGGGCGGUGGCCAGCCGACAACAUUCCGCGCUGUGUCCGAGAAUGAUCUGUAUCUGCUGGGUGCCAUCGAGAAGCUGGUCUAUCGUGUUGAUUACUUGGAGAGCCGCGUGCGCCGUUCAGAGCAGUUGAUCUACUACCUGAUGGCUGGCAACAAUCAGAAGGAGGUGAAGGAUCCCUGUCCCACGAACUUUACGCGCAUCAGCGACAACUGCUACUACAUCAACAGCCAGCAGCAGGUAAACUGGAAGACUGCCAAUUCAGCCUGCAAGGCGCUCAACUCGCAUCUGGCAGAGUUCGAGAAGGUCUCGGAGAACGAGGAGAUCAUGGCCUAUUUGCUGAAUCAGCCGACGCACAGGGGACGCGACUACUGGCUGGGUGGCCUCAACCCGGGUCUGCUGUGGAUCUGGUCCAACUCGGCCAAGCCGGUGAAUCCCAACACGAAUCUCACAUCGAUAGCCAUGGCACAGAAGAGCGAGAAUGCCACGGCCGCCAAUCUAGUGGAGAGCGCCGAGGAGCCAUCGGAGGACAGCAGCAGCAGCGAUGUGCUCAACAACACAGUGCAGAUCGAGGGCAAGGGUCGGUGUCUGCGGCUGAGCUACAAUGCUGGCAAGCACAGCUACGUGUACUAUGGCCAGGAGUGCACUUCGAGGCACUAUUACAUCUGUGAGCACGAGGACAAGACGCUGGAUAACAAGAUCAAGAAGAUAUCCCGCGAACUGAAGCUCUUCGAUGGAGCAAACGACUCACACAAGUGAUAGGCACUGGCACUUCUAGUUAAUUUUCUAGCCAUAUAUAAACGUAAAUUUCGAAUGAAUUUAUUCUUGUGUUAAACGUUAAAUAUUUAUAAAUAUU
Molecule: messenger RNA, 2039 nt
Organism: Drosophila subobscura
Lineage: Eukaryota; Metazoa; Arthropoda; Insecta; Diptera; Drosophilidae
Exons: 3
Coding region: 518-1942 (474 amino acids)
Source: RefSeq, a predicted model, not a curated record